Messenger RNA from Clarias gariepinus (North African catfish), 1774 nucleotides. It is a transcript of the gene valopa, whose product is annotated as vertebrate ancient long opsin a. The transcript is spliced from 5 exons. Gene Ontology annotation, cellular component: membrane; photoreceptor outer segment. Gene Ontology annotation, biological process: G protein-coupled receptor signaling pathway; visual perception. Gene Ontology annotation, molecular function: G protein-coupled receptor activity. NCBI's taxonomy places the organism in Eukaryota, Metazoa, Chordata, Actinopteri, Siluriformes, Clariidae. The record is from RefSeq and is a predicted model, not a curated record. Bases 1 to 1152 code for a protein of 383 amino acids.
AUGGGCUCGUUUGCUGGUAAUUACACACAAGUGGCUGAGGUGCUCCAACCGGAUGAUCCAUUUUUCGGACCCGUGAAAUCCAUUGCGCCGUGGACCUUUAAAGUGUUGGCAGGAUGGAUGGCUGUGAUCACGGCGAUGUCUCUGUCUGAAAACUUUCUGGUCAUUCUGGUUACUUACAAGUUUAAGCAACUCAGACAGCCGUUAAACUUUGUCAUAGUUAAUUUGGCAGUUGCAGACUUUUUCAUGUCACUGAUCGGUGGCACUUUAAGCGUUGUCACGAAUCACCGCGGGUAUUUCUUCUUGGGGUCCUGGGCUUGCGUGCUCGAGGGAUUUGCUGUCACUUUUUUCGGUAUAGUGGGUAUGUGGUCCCUGUCUACUCUUGCAUUCGAGAGAUACUUUGUGAUCUGUCGUCCUCUGGGAAACGUUCGUCUGCGGGUUAAACAUGCAGCACUGGGACUGCUGUUUGUCUGGAUCUUCUCUUUUAUCUGGACCAUUUUACCUGUACUGGGCUGGAGCAGUUACACAGUUAGCAAGAUUGGCACCACAUGUGAACCCAACUGGUACUCUGGUGACCCUCAUGACCACACAUUCAUUAUCACUUUCUUUCUUACCUGUUUCAUCCUGCCUCUGGCUGUCAUCAUUGUGUGCUACAGCAAGCUUCUGCGUAAGCUGAGAAAGGUGUCCAACUCUCAUGGCAGGUUGGUAAAUGCCCGGAAGCCUGACCGGCAGGUGUCUCGUAUGGUGGUGGUGAUGAUUAUAGCCUUUAUGGUGGCCUGGACACCAUACGCUGUGUUCUCUGUUAUUGUCACUAUUCAUCCAACCAUCUACUUGGACCCUAUACUGGCUGCUAUUCCAGCUUUCUUUGCAAAAACUGCAGCCGUCUACAACCCCAUCAUCUACGUCUUUAUGAACAAACAGUUUAGGAAGUGCCUGAUUCAGCUGCUCAGCUGCAGCGGCAACUCCACAGUGGAAGUGAACCAACACAUGGAUGAAGCAGGCAUGACCGGUGAGAGCAACACUGGCGAGAUGUCAGCCAUAGCUGCCCGAAUCCCUGCUGCUAGCACUACUACACCCAAUACUAACGAGCAACACAGCAACUCCUGCGUCUACAGCCAGCUGCCCAUCCCAGAAAACAAAGUCUGCCCUAUGUAACUGAGCUUAAUUCACAAUAAGGAGACUUUUCCCACCAAAAUAACAGGAUUCAGAGUGUAUCACCUUUAAGGCUUUAAAACCUGUUGGCCAAUGUGCAGCAACAUCUUUAACAAGGCCAAUACACUUUGGAUAGCAAUAGCUCGAUUUAGCAAUAGGCAUUAAGGCUGUAUACUAUUUAUUUUACCUUUAAGCAUUGCCCAUGAUAUGAUAUCAUUCCAGUUUUUUCCCCCUACAAAAUUCAUAACAUGUGCAUUAUGCAGAUUAUGCACAUAUGCAGCUACUAUCUGAUGAAUUAUGUUGAACACUUACAAUCAUGCGGCCAGUACUACUACCAUGUUAAGCGUCCUUAAGAUAAUAUGUAAGUAGUGACCUUGUUUGUCUGUGUCUCAUUAUGGUCUGACUAUUAGCAGUAUUAGAGAUGAAGUCAAGGAGUGGCAUAGAUUUCAAUAAAACAAUAAAUGUUAAAAUUUUCUCAUAUCAUUUAUAUGACAAGGUCACAUAACAUUACUAACUACUGUACCUACCUCCAACCACUCAGCAUCAUGAUCCACUUUGUAAAUUGUGCAUGAAUCUAUUUUGUAAAAUUGUAAAACAAAUAUGCACUUGGAUUACAGUUUAUAAG